CGGAACCGGAAGUGGGGCCUGCUGCUGAGCUGGAGGGGGCGGGACAGACGGUGGCCGGGAAGGGGUUCGCGGGCAGCGGUCAGGAUGCCCAUUUAUGAGGCAGGAGAGUUAUGAGCUCGAAAGGCAAGAAGCGGGUGGUUCUGCCGACCCGGCCUGAACCACCCAGCGUGGAACAGAUCCUUGAGGAUGUCAGGAGCACCCAGCCAUCCGAUCCCAUGUUUGUCCUUAUAGCAGAGUCCAAUAAAGACUUGCCAGCCCCUAGGAAGGAGGAGGAGUCUGAAGUGAAGAGCGAGCACCUGUACCAACAGAGUCAUUCUUACGUAGAGAUGAACCACCGGCUGCAGAAGGCCUGCAGUCUGCUGAAGGAGAAGUGCGAAGAGCUGAAGAAGAUGGGCGCGACUUUGGAACAGAAUAUCGUGGAAAUUAAGGAAAAGGCCUUGUGAGGUUGUCUGGCCUCUCUGGAAUGCCGAGACAUUGGGAGCAGAGACAAAAAGCUGGCCCAGAAGGGUUUGCGCUCGACAGUAAAAAGCCCCACCUCCUAGUCCUGACGCACUUCUCAAUGUGCUUUCAACUUUCACAGACGUCCCCAGAGUGGCUUCUUGUUUCUAUAUCCAAACCAUAGGGCCAGAAAGCCACCCAGCCAGGUAACCCCGGUGUGCACUUUGAUUUAAUGGAAGAUCUGGCACUGCUGCAUCUUGCCUGGAAUCUCCAAGAACCCACCAAGCCUCAUGAAUGCAGGUUCACAAGAGUAGCCCCUCAUGCUCAUUGGAAAUGCUAGGGGGUAUGUGAGGGGGGGGUUCAUCUUUAAAGCUAAAAAUGCUACAGGAUUUGCCUCCGUAACCCCUUCCCAAUGAACAACCCUGAUCUCAUUGCUCAUGUUCGGAAGGGACUCUUGGACCAGGUGUUUCACUGAGCCAUUAGGAGAACCUGAUGCCAAUUUCCAAAUGGCAAGCUUAAACCUGACCUGGCUGGGGUAAGCGUGGGCUCCAGGCAGCUGCUGGCUUUUCGUAAGCUGCGUGUCACCGUCUCAGGUGCCCAUGGUGACUGUUGGCAUGACGUCCCCCUCGCCCUCCAGGUUUACCUACGACUUCUCCAUCUGGUACUGCCUUCGUGACGACAAUAUUGCUUCCUGCAUCUCCAUGUUGCUGAAAAAGCAAGGCCUCCAGGGUUAUGAUGAGCACCAGGACCAAGUGGCAGGGACGUCCAUCCUCAUGACGGCCGCCGAGGUCAUCCAAGCUAGCAGGGUCGCUAUCGUCAUCUUGUCGGCCAGCUCGCUGGACGACCCCUGGUGUCAGCGCGUCGUGGAGUGGAACCUGCAUCAUGUGAUAGAGCAGGAGGGGACAAAGAUGAUCCCGGUUUACGUGGACGUGGAAAAAGAGCAGGUGCCUCUGGUUUUAAGGCAUCUUAACGAACUCGACUACAGAAACAAAUUCUUCGAGCGGAGGCUGCUGGAGAGCUUGAAAAGCAUCAUACCUCCAGCUGGCCGAGUGAGGGCUGGGCGCCCCUCCAAAGCGACCGUUGCCAAAAGCAGAGCCAGCCGAUAGCACUGGGACUUAGCAGCAGCAGCACUGCUGCUGCAUGGAGAAACUGAGCCCCGGGGACUUUGGCUUUGGUUGAUUCCUGCCAGGAGUGAUGCAGCAUGUCUUGCCUUGUUCAUUUGGCAUCCGGGGUUUGCUGUGGGCCCCGUUGCAGUGUUGGCAGUGAACUAAUCUGCUUGGCUUUGCACCUAGACUCGACGGUGAGAAGACUUAGAAAAUAAAGUUGUUGCUGGUGGGAGUUUGCUAUUAAAAUGCACUGGGAAUCUAUAUGGAAUGUGAUCCAAGGCUGCUCAUAAAUUCCAUUAUUUAAUAAGCUCUUAUUAAAAUCCAGUCCUCAGAAAACUGAA
This is a messenger RNA of Gopherus flavomarginatus (Mexican gopher tortoise), 1885 nucleotides long. It is a transcript of the gene C24H19orf25, whose product is annotated as chromosome 24 C19orf25 homolog. Lineage: Eukaryota; Metazoa; Chordata; Testudines; Testudinidae. Bases 111 to 443 code for a protein of 110 amino acids. The record is from RefSeq and is a predicted model, not a curated record. The transcript has 3 exons.